Arctia plantaginis is the source of this 2706-nucleotide messenger RNA. The record is from the annotation of a GenBank genome assembly. Lineage: Eukaryota; Metazoa; Arthropoda; Insecta; Lepidoptera; Erebidae.
AUGUCUAGCUCCCAAUCAGUAUCGGAAAGGGAAGCGGCGGGUGUCGACGCCGCUAAAUGGUGGCAAACACCAUGGAAAAGUAUGGCGGACCUGGCCGAAGCAGUUGACGACCUUAUAUGUAGCUUCGAUUAUAUGGACACAGCCAUGGACAACCUAGUCAUGUUAAUAUUUAUUUGGAUUCUUUUUUCUAUUGUCCUCCUUGGUAUAGCGAAAUGGGCGUACGGCAGAUUCGCGAAAAAAGUUACCGAGGUCGAUACAAAACAAAAACCGAUCGAUGAGACGAAAAAAACUUCGAACGAAAUAAUUUCUAGUGCGGAUAGUGUAUUAGCGACCAGUGCUAAAGUAAAAAGUGCAUCAUUUACAAGCAGUAAGCCUCCAAAACCGACUGGUUUCGUGCCAGCAACACCGCCGAACAAGAAGCGUUUGGGUCGUAUGUCACCCGGCCCAGAGCAACUAACAUUGAAGAAACACCAAAGCAUCUUGGUCCCAACAUGUACAGGACCCGAUCAACCCAGUGUGCAAUGGGUGAACGACCUGUUGACAUGGUUAUAUAAUGAUUUAGUUAUUGUGAAUGAGCUUGUACAGCAAUGGAUUGUGUCCAUGAACGAAUUCUCCAAAAAGUCCGUCGAAGAGCAAGGCAUUGGCGUGGAGUUGGUGCGCGCCCUCGACUGCCACCCUCCCAACAUCUCCAACGUGUUUUGCGAGUGUGACUCCAAGGACGACGUUACUAUCACUUGUGACUGCGAUGCCACUCCAGCGUUCCAGCUUAAGGCUUUCAGCCAACGUGGGGAGAAGGUUGAGGUGUCCCACUACAGGGUUAAUGUGAACAGAUUCCGUGCACGUCUAAACGUGGUUUGCGUGACAGACAAGCUGACAGGUGAGCUGAAGUGCGAUGGGUGGCCAGAGGUGAAGGUAGCCUUGGCUCCAGUUGGGGCACUCCGGCCGAAUACUACUGAAAAUAACCUACAAAACGCUAUCAGUGAUAUCGUAGUCAGCGCUCUACGCAGCACGAACCUGCAGUUCAAUCUUGCCCAUUACCCAACGUGCCCUCGUCUCCGCCGUUACGUGGAGACUACUCCUCAUAGGUUGCCCCUCCACUAUGACGCCAUGUUACAGUCCGACCGCCAGAUGUACACGUCCACUCCUAACUCCACUGCCGGCAGCAUGGUGCUACACGGUGACAAGAGACUGCUGGUCAAAGUCGUCUCUGCUAAGGACUUGGGAGGUAAAACCGGAUGCAUAGCUCCAUACUGCGUGGUGGAGAUGGACGAGCCUCCGCAGAAGAACCAGACAGGCUUCAAGAAGGAAACCACCAGCCCUCAAUGGGAGGAACACUUUUUGUUCGACCUGUCGCCGCAGACGGCGGAGCUGCUGUUUGAGGUGUACGACCGCACCGGCCCACCCUCGCCCGGAGGGGGCGCCAGCCAAAACAGGUUCCUCGGCUUAGGUCUGGUGGGCAUAGACGAGCUCCUGGCAGCUCCAUCCCAAAGACAACAGAUUGCUCUCCAGACCAGGCCCAUGGAGCAACACGACGUUAGCGGCACGCUUACUGUCGAGUUCCUGUUCAUCGAAGGAGCUGAUAUUCCAGACUUUGGGUCCCGUCCUGUCAAGAUAAAGGAGAGUCUUCGCACUCUCUCGCCACUUGGCCACCUCACAACCACCACUAAGACUAUAUUUAAGCAGAAUGGCCACGACAACUCUCAGCUAACGGAGUCAGCUCUGCGUGAGUUGGAGCUGAGCCCGGCCAGCGCCGCCAACAAAUCAACACUCAUCAUUCACUCUGUGCAGAGGGAGCCGAAGAAGUCAAUAAAGGUUGAAAUAACUGACUCGGGGAAAUUCAUCGAAGUGGAGAAAGCAGAUGCGGAACCGGCCAUACCUCAAGAGAGUGCUAUAGUCGAUGAGAGUUUGAACGAAAAGUGUGUUACACCAAGCCCUAACCAGUCGCCAGGGAAGACUGUCAGAAUUAAAGAAAACGGUGCUAAGGCAAAUGGAGACACAGAGCAGGGAGAUUACGUCCAUCGCCAAAAUGAAAACGCCCCACCGGAACCAGCGCCGCGACAAAAGCGGCGAAGGGACUUCUUUGGAACCAUUAAGAGAAGACUGGGCCGGUCCCGCACUCGCGGUCAGUCUCUAGACCUCACAGACUCUGAAAUGGAAAACCAGAGCCGUAUUCGCAGCAUCAGCGCUGAGAGGAAUAAUCAUGAAAAAGCACUGUCUAUCCCCAACAGAAAUGUAUACUCAGCUGGUGCCUCUCCCGCGCAGUCGGGCGACGAGUCUCGGACCUCGCGGAGGUCCUCUCUUAGCGAAAUGUCCGGGUUCAGUACAGCGUCAGCCAGGACCUUCAUCCAUGAAGCUUCGACCCUGGUCCUGGAGACCAUAGAAGCUGGCAUCAAGAAGCACUAUCUGGUGCCUCUUACCAUCGCGCAAAGGUCAAGAUGGCGGCGGAAGGGAAUUAAGCUGCAUAUUUAUAAUGAACAUACGUUUAUUGCUAAACAUCUAAGUGGUGGCACUGUAUGCGCAGUUUGCGAAAAGACGAUAGCGCGGCGGCUCGGCAAGCAAGGGUACGAGUGCCGCGACUGUCUGCUAAAGUGCCACAAGCACUGCCACGUGCGCGUGACUACCAAUUGCGCUAAAUCCACCGUGCAGAAUAUGGAGCUGACUUACAUCGCAUCUCCAUACGCAGACAAAAAUAUACGGAUGCUGUGA